AUGAAGAUAGAUAAUGAAAGGCCUUACCAUACCAAUUCUUUUCAUGAGCUUGUACCCAGUGGCGGCCCUAAAGUAGACGGUGAACCUGAAAGGGAAACUAAGGACAAUCUUUUGGAAGAUAAAAUGGUUGAACAGACCAAUCCAUCAGAGCAUGGUUUUGUGAAAGCUGAGCAUGAGAAGGGAGGUAAAACCAGACAAAUACGGAUUGAGGAUGUUUCUUAUGACAAGGAUGUUGUUGAGAUCAACCUGCCAAGUUCUGUGGUUUCUUCUGAUUAUGGCGGCCAUUUUGUCAAGGAUGUCUGCAUUGACGAGGGAGUGCUUGCUGAUCAGAAGGCUUCGGCAGAGAAGGUAGUAAGUGAAAAGGUAUGCCCAAUCUUUGAUUCUUCAAUGGCCGAUGCAAAUGGUGAUCUGAAGGAAGACGUAAGACUUGAUCCUGUGAAAACUGCAAAUAAGUCACAGAUAGUUCCCCUUCAUGUCGUGCAUGCUACCGAUGGUAAUACUAUGGAAGAAACAAGAGCUGAUCCUUCGAAAACUGAACAUGAAUCAGAGUUACAAAUUGUUACCCUACAUGUUCCAUGUUCUACUGAUGGUAAUAAGAUGGAACAAUAUUCUUGUGGCGAAGCACGUGAUGUUGAAAGCAACAAGACUAUAGAUGAAUUUACCAAUGUAAACGAUGAGAAAUCAAGUCCUAGACAGUUAUCAAGUCAUGAAGCUGCAAAACAGUGCCAGCAGGUGGGCACAGUAAUUUCUGAGACCUGUGAAACUCACAAGCCACUUUGCGAUGGAGAAGCAAUUGAUGAGGUUACACCAAUCGUUUGCCAUGAAACUGGAUCGAGUACUGCACCAGAGUCCAGUUACCUCAGUGGUUUACCAGUUGAAUCAACUUCUGAUGGGCUCUCAGCUGUAAUUCCUGAAGAAGAUGUUGGUGCAGAAUUAGAUAACAGAGGAUUGAAUCCAGCUACUCACUAUAACCCCUUUAUCGCCUAUGGGUCGUUAGAGGACACAUGGGAAUCCAAGUAUGCUCUACCUACCAUUGUCGACGAGGUUUCUGUUGUACCCAUCUGCCCUGUUGGAAAGACAGAUAGUUUCAGUGAUCUUGUCAACGGUGGUGCACUGGGAGGAUUUGAUUAUGUUGAAACAGCUGAAUCCAGAAUUGGAGACAGCAGUAAGUUAGAUUCUGUUGGAGGACGUUCAAGCAGGCUGGGGGUCCAAGCAUCUGAAGAGAGCCAUGAUCAAGGAGGUCUUGUCGAAAGAACAGAUAGUUUUAGUGACAUCGUCAACGGCGCACCAGGUAGAUUUGAUUCUGUUGCAGCAGAUGAAACCAGAAUCAAACACAAUAGACUAGAUUCCAUAGAAGAAAGUUCAGGUAGGUUGGAUGUCCAAGCAUCUGAAGAGAACAAUGAUCAGAGAGGUACUGUCAGCGCAGAGCCUAGUGAUGUCAAGACUGAGGGCCAUCCAAAAAGCGAGACCGGUGCUGUCGAAGAUGAACAUGACUUCAACCCAAGAGACGUGGGGGAUGGCACAAAGACAAGGGAGGAAAGCAGCGGCGGCGAUGAGAGCUCUACGGUUUCGCAAACGGAGUCGGCGGUUCAGCAGAAUGAACCUGAUGGUGCAAAGCUGACGACUCGGGGUGGCAUUCGCAACCCCUUUGAGUCGAGCUUCUCUGGAGCAAACAUCACGCUGGACGCGGUAGCGCCCUCUGCGCACAUCGGCAACACUUCUCUUCGCUCGGAUAGCAGCACGACAAGUACUCGGUCCUUCGCAUUCCCAGUGCUACAGACUGAGUGGAACAGCAGUCCGGUGAGGAUGGCGAAGGCGGACCGUAGGCGUUUCAGGCGAGACCGGGGCUGGGGUUUCAGGGUCCUCUGCUGUAAAUUCUGA
Molecule: messenger RNA, 1881 nt
Organism: Triticum turgidum subsp. durum (durum wheat)
Lineage: Eukaryota; Viridiplantae; Streptophyta; Magnoliopsida; Poales; Poaceae
Source: the annotation of a GenBank genome assembly